Ruditapes philippinarum (Manila clam) is the source of this 6099-nucleotide messenger RNA. RefSeq names its product alpha-mannosidase 2C1-like. Lineage: Eukaryota; Metazoa; Mollusca; Bivalvia; Venerida; Veneridae. The coding region runs from base 458 to 3706 and encodes 1082 amino acids. The transcript is spliced from 30 exons. Gene Ontology annotation, biological process: oligosaccharide catabolic process; mannose metabolic process. The record is from RefSeq and is a predicted model, not a curated record. Gene Ontology annotation, molecular function: alpha-mannosidase activity; carbohydrate binding.
UUAAAAAUUAAGGCCUUUUAUCGACUUAGAAUCUUGGUUAACUUUUUUGUACCAGUCAACUUUUUGACUGAACUGGUUGAGAUAUUAAAUUGAAAGUUGGAAUACUUGUUUACCAUCAUGGUCCCAAAACAUGGGCAGGAGAAGGUAAUUCUGUUAAGGAUUUUAUUUGAAUUAUGGCCCUUUUUGACUUAGAAACUCAGUUAAAAUUUUCAUUCUUGUCCACUUGUUGACUUAACCAUUUGAGAUAUUACUUUGGAAGUUGGAGUUCUUAUGUGCCAUCAUGAGACCUAUCUGUAAGCAAGAGAAGAUAACUCUGUGAAAAUGUUUCUUGAUUUGUACUUAGAAAUUCCUAGUUAAAGUCUUGUGUGCCCUUAACUGUCAAAGUUUUGUUUUAUAGGCAAGCACUAAAAAAGUCGAGCGCGCUGUCCUUCUGACAGCUCUUGUUCACUCACCUGUCAUGAAACUUGGUCAGAAUGCUUGUCUAGGUAAUUGUUCGGAUGAGUUUGAUGGGUCAGGAAAAGAAGUAAGAAUGGAACCUGUAGUUCUGAAGCAUAGACGCACUACUUUAGAAAGAGCAGAGAAGUUCAUUUCAACAAAAUACUUUGCAGACGUUAAUCUUACAAGCAGACUGUAUCCAAAGAAAGCUCCUGUUCAAUCUAUAAAGCACUGGGCAGCACCAUUGAACAAAUAUACCCCAUAUAAGGAUGCAGUGAAACAAAAAUACAAGGCGGUGAAAGUAGGACAGUCCUUUGGACCAACAUGGGCAACACACUGGUUCCAUAUAUCGGUGACUGUACCAAGAGACUGGACUGGGGAGGAGGUUAGACUGAGAUGGGAUUCUAGCUCCGAGGCCUUGGUCUGGGUUGAUGGGGAGCCAAGGCAGGGUUUAUGCAAAGAGUAUGAGCGUUUUGAUUUCCCUCUAACUGAAAAAUUGACUGAAGAUCAUUUAAGCUUUACAGUGUAUGUAGAAAUGGCCUGCAAUGGAAUGUUUGGGGCUGGCACUGACACAAUGAUUUCCCCGCCUAAUCUCGAGAAACAGUUCACCUUGAGUACAUGUGAGGUGGCUGUCUAUAACAGGCAGGCAUUCAAUCUGUAUAGAGAAGUGGAAUUUCUACAUGAUAUAGCAAAACAUUUACCAGAGGGGAGUGAGAGAGGCUACCAGGCACUGUAUACAGUCAAUGAAAUGCUGAAUGCUUGUGAUGUGAAUGACACUGAUUCUUAUUCCAGAUGUCAUGAAAUUGCCAACAGAUUUCUCCGUCAGAAAAAUGGUGACAGUCAGCAUAAAAUGUAUGCAAUGGGUCAUGCGCAUAUAGAUACAGCUUGGUUGUGGCCAUACAGUGAAACUAUAAGGAAAUGUGCGCGCAGCUGGUCUUGUACUAUACGUCUGAUGGAAAAAUAUCCCGACUUUACCUUUACAUGCUCCCAGGCCCAGCAAUACGAGUGGGUGAAGGAGAGAUACCCCAGUUUGUAUGCUGAUAUAAAGAAGUAUGUGGCAGAAGGAAGGUUUAUACCUGUGGGUGGAACAUGGGUUGAAAUGGAUGGCCUGCUUCCUAGUGGUGAGUCAUUUAUCAGGCAGUUUCUGUAUGGUCAGCAGUUUUUCAAGAAAGAAUUUGGUAUUACCUGCAAAGAAUUUUGGUUACCAGACACGUUUGGCUACUCAGGUCAGUUGCCACAGAUUAUGAGGCAUUGUGGGAUAACGCGUUUUCUUACGCAGAAAAUGAGCUGGAAUUUAGUGAACAAGUUUCCUCACCACACAUUUUGGUGGGAAGGUAUUGAUUGCAGUAGAGUACUGGCCCAUUUUCCACCUGGUGAUUGCUACACAAUGAGAGGCAAAGUAGAGGAGGUGUUACGAACAACGAAAAACUUUAAAGACAAAGGCCGAUCAGACAAGACAGCUUUUCUGUUUGGAUUUGGUGAUGGUGGAAAUGGACCAUCAGAAGAAAUGGUUGAAAGACUAACAAGAAUGAAAGAUGUAGAUGGAUUACCAAAAGUUAAAAUGAGCACACCUGAUCAGCUUUUUAGUGACAUCGAGGCGGAGGAUGGUGGGAAAUUGUGUCGAUGGGCUGGGGAAUUGUACCUUGAGUUACACAAUGGUACAUACACAACACAUGCCAAAGUGAAAAAAAUGAACAGGAAAUGUGAGUUCUUGCUACACGAUGCCGAGUUCAUGAGUUGCAUUGCCAUGGUUAUGCAGUGUAAGGAAGAUCUGUAUCCUAGUGACGAGUUGUUGAGAUUGUGGAAGUUGCUUCUCUUGAACCAGUUUCAUGACGUUUUACCAGGAUCCUCUAUUGGCAUGGUAUAUGAUGAUGCCCACAGAUACUACAAUGACAUAAUGCAGUCAGGAAACAGUCUAUGCACACAGGCAUCUCACCAUGCUAUAUCAAAAUCUGGAACAAAAGCAGACGGCAUGCAGAACUGUCAUGUGAUCUGGAACAACCAAUCAUGGGACAGGACCGAAGUCAUUGCUGUGAAGAAGGCUGAUUCUCCUGGAAAACAGCAAAGUAAGAAGAGAAAAGUUGAAGAUGUUUCUCAAGUAGACAGUGAUGGCAAUAACUUGUAUUGUGUGACAGUACCAAGCUAUGGUUAUAGUGUUCUCAAAAAUGAUACUGGUGUAUCUCCUGUUGAAGUUAAACAUGUGGAAGAUGGUUUGAUCUUGAUGAAGAAUGAAUGUGUAGAGGCAUAUAUAGACAAGACUGGUCGUGUUACUAAAAUGUUUCUACAUGGGUCAGCAAGAAAUGCAGUGUCUGACGAGUUCCCAGCCAAUCAGUUUAUCAUACAUGAUGAUAUUCCACUGUACUGGGAUGCCUGGGACAUCAUGGAUUAUCAUCUUGAAACUAGGAAACCUGUGGAAACAGUAAUGUCAGCUUCAAGGAUAGUAGAGAAGGGACCUUUGCGAGCUGCUGUUAAGGUACAAUUAAAGAUAAGUGAAAGAAGUCAUAUUGAACAGUUGAUCAUACUGGAUGCACAAAGUCCCUAUCUCAAGUUCUCUACCAAGGUAGUGUGGAAUGAGAGUAGAAAGUUACUGAAAGUAGAGUUUCCAACCAGUGUACAUACCAGGGAGGCAACAUAUGAUAUUCAAUGUGGACAUAUCAAACGGCCAAACCAUCAAAAUACAUCCUGGGAUACUGCAAGAUUUGAGGUUUGCGGUCAUAAAUGGUCAGAUUUAUCAGAGUAUGAUUUUGGUGUGGCAGUGCUCAACGAUUGCAAGUAUGGUCAUUCAGCUGUGGACAAUAUUCUACGCAUGUCAUUACUUAGGUCACCAAAGUCUCCUGAUAACAUGGCUGAUAUAGAGACUCAUGAGUUCAAUUAUGCUCUAAUGCCCCAUCAUGGUACUUUCCAGGCUGCAGAUGUGAUCAAGCAUGCAUACUGUUUUAACAAUUCCUUACAUGUACAACAUCAGCAGAUUGAUAUGACUGCUCCAAACAGUCACAGCUACUUCAAGCUUGAUAACAAACAAGUUGUUCUAGAGAAUGUAAAAAAGAGUGAGAAAGACAGAGCAUUAGUGUUAAGGUUUUAUGAGUCAUAUGGUGGUGCAUGUGGCACAACCGUGUCAACUACCAUACCAUUGCAGACAGUUUCGGUAGUCAAUGGGUUAGAAGAAGAGCAAAGGAAUGACUUUGUCUUGGAUGCUGGCAAGGGACAAAUAUAUUUCCCAUUGAAACCAUUCCAAAUUUUGUCUCUUAAAUUGUAUCCUAAGUUGGAUUAGAUGGUUUGUCAGACUCAGUGAGAAGCUAGGCACAUAUUGUUAUCAAAGACAUAGUUUAUUGAAUACUUUAGCUUUACUCCUGUACUUUUCACUAAAAUAAUACUUACUUGAAAAAAGGUACACUGCAAAACCAAGUUAACGUAAUUAUGCAGAUUUUUUAUUGUUUUUUUUUUUUUAGCUUUAGAGCAUAACUUAUAUGUCAGGGACAUUUCUUCAAUUUUUCUGUUUACAUUGUGUGUGCACUGUAAAUUAAUGAAAUGCAUGAUUUCUUUAGUGAUUGAUUUUAUUUUCAUUUGAUUUUUAGCUCGACUAUUCGAAGAAUAUGAGAGCUAUUGUAGUCGCGUCGGUGUCUGCGUUGGUUAAAGUUUUUUGUAAAGUCAAAUAUCUCAAUUAUUGCUUGAGAUAUUUAAUUGAAACUUACAAUACUUAUUUAUAGUAACAAGGUACAUCAGAUUGACAAGUUGGAUAACUAUGUCUACAAUAUUGACAGAAUUAUGCCCCUUUUUAACUUAGAAAUUUUGGUUAAAGUUUUUUUGUACUCAAUUAUUGCUUGAGAUAUUCAAUUGAAAUUUACAAUACUUUUUUAUAGUAACAAUGUACAUCAGUUUGCAAAAUUACAUAACCCUGCCUGCAAUAUUUGCAGAAUUAUUUGCCCCUUUGAAACUUAGAAAUUUUGGUUAAAGGUUAAAAGUCUUCAAAGAUAUUUACUUGAAAUUUUACACAUGUACUUAGGGUCAUAAUUUGAGGGUCAUAAUUGUAUGUCACUGACCAAGUUCCAUAACUCUAUCUUGCAUUAGGCUGAUUCAUCUCCCCUUUUCUACUUAGUCUCUUGGUUAAUGUUUACAUGCAAGUUUUACAGAUCUCAAUAUUUAAAACUUCACAUAUGCAUUUAGAAUCAUAAUUGUAGGUCACUGACUAGGAUCCAUAAUUCUAUCUUGCAUUUAGGCUGAUUUGUCUACCCUUUUUCAAAUUCAUGGUAAGCUAUUAUCUCCAUAACUACUGAAGGGUUUGUGCCUUUUUUGGGACAAUUUUAUGCAUUCAUAAUAAUAAAGCAGUGAUUUACUUGAUAAAACAUCUUAAUAACAAGCCUUUGUACCUUUUCGGUCAAUUUUAUGUAUUCGUAGGUAAUUAGCAUUAUUAUACUCAAUAAAACACCCUUGUGACAACUUUUCCAAUAGUCGUGUCAAUACUGUCCUCCGACAGUUCUUGUUAAUAUUGAACUUAAUUAUCAAACCUUUUGAAUGAUAUUUUUUUUAUUCUCAUUUGUACCAUUGUUUAUCACAUGUUACAUGUUAGCUCACCUGGCAUACAUUUGAACAAUAUCAAAGUGAGAUAUUGGGGUCGCUCACUAGCAUUUGUUUAUUGUAGUACAUGCACCACUCACAAGUACAUAUGUUCACAUUUCCAUUUUAAUUAACAACUUGUCUGGUACCACUAGUAGUAGGACCUACAUAAAAGAAACAUUGCAGGAAUUUUCUGUGCAUGAAACCAUACUAGUCUUGUAGUUCUUAAAAUACAAAAACAAAGCAUUAUCCAAUGGACGUCUUCUUAGUUCUCUAAAUCAUGCCUCUCUCUUCAAUAGUGCACCUGUUCCAGUAGUCAAAUAUUUGAUUUCCAAAAAACAGUUAUAUUUCUCAAUUUUAUCAUAUCCCUUAUUUAAUUUUAUUUUAUUUAUUUACUGAUACCUUUUCUUAAGGGCCAUUAUGCCCCAGAAAUGCUUUAAAUUUUAUUUCUCAAAACCCUUUUUUUGGUGCCUUAGGAAUUUACUCAUUGGUCAAUUACCUGAACAUCUUUUGCAUCUGUUGCUUUUGUUAAAAUUAAUAUAGCUAUAGUGAAUUGGUAUAUUGUAUGGGAGUCAUAAUACUACUUUGUUUACAUUUAGCUACUUUUGUGACAAAUAAUUUUACACCGAGUGCUAUUUAUUUCUACUGAUAAGUGUCUUACAUGCUCUAAAACCAUUAUUUAGACAUACCAACAUUAUAGAUUCUUGACAUAUUGAAAGGUUGGCCUGGCCCUUUACCGGUGGAAAAGGUUAAUUAUUGCCUUUGCUGGCAAGGCAAGGGUUGAGACUAUUUUAGUAUGAUGUUUUUUGGGAUUUUUUGUAAAUCACAUUGUAUACCCCAUUUUCAUAUUGUCAUUAUGUAAUUAUUAAUAAAGUUAUCAUCAUGGCAGGGUUUAUUUUUCCUGACAAACGAGGGUUACAUCAUGUUCAUUUUUCUGUAUAAAUAUUUUAGUAUUUUAUAUGGUUAUUUUUAUAGAUGUUAUACAUGUAUAUUAAUCUGGGAAUGAAAUUUAAGUUAAUAUUAUACAUGUAUGUGCAAUCAUGUAGCAUUGUGAUUUCCCCUCUUAAAGUCGGGGUAUAAUUCUUACAGCUUUAAAAUAUAGAAAAGGAA